GCCGGCCCGCACUAGGACUCGCGGGCGCUGCGGCUGCCGCCCUCCCGGUGGUAGCCGACGUGACUGUCGAGGACGAUGAGGCCAGCGGGGUGGCUCAGGAGACGUCCCCCGGGGAGCAGGAGGAGGAAGCCGUGGAAGCGCCCGCCCCGAGUGGAAGCAGCUGCAGAUCAUUAGUAAUUAUAAGUACAUUGGAUGGACGGAUUUCUGCUCUAGACCCAGAGAACAGUGGUAGAAAACAGUGGGAUCUGGAUGUGGGAUCAGGUGCUCUCGUUUCAUCAAGCCUCAGUAAACCAGAGGUAUUUGGGAAUAAGAUGAUAAUUCCCUCCUUGGAUGGAGACCUUUUCCAAUGGGAUCGUGAUAGAGAAAGCAUGGAAGCUGUUCCUUUCACUGUUGAAUCUCUUCUUGAAUCAUCCUACAGAUUUGGGGACGAUGUUGUUCUGGUUGGAGGAAAGUCUUUGACAACAUAUGGACUGAGCAUAUAUUCAGGAAAGGUGAAAUACGUAUGUUCAGCAAUGGGCUGUCGUCGCUGGGAUGAAGAUGAGAUAGACCAGGAAGAUAUUCUUCUUCUGCAUCGAACCCAGAAAACAGUCCGUGCUGUUGGGCCCCGCAGCGGCAAUGAAAAGUGGAAUUUUAGUGUUGGUCAUUUUGAACUGCGCUACGUUCCAGACACUGAAACAAGUGUAGGAUUUAUUGAAGGCAAUUUAAAAUUCAAUCUAAACCAAGAAGCUUCUAAAAUCAUUUCGGAUGUGGAAGAGCAGGAGGCUAUAAUGAAGGAUACAGUGAUAAAGGUCUCCGUAGCUGACUGGAAGAUUAUGGCAUUCAAUAAGAAGGGGGGACACCUGGAAUGGGAAUAUCAGUUUUGCACUCCAGUUGCUUCUGCCUGGCUGGUUAAAGAUGGCAAAGUUAUUCCAAUCAGUCUCUUUGAUGAUACAAGCUACACUUCAAAUAAUGAUAUCUUAGAAGACGAAGAGGACCUUGUGGAAGCUGCCCGUGGAGCUACAGAGUCCAGUGUUUAUUUAGGAAUGUUCAGAGGCCAGCUGUACCUUCAGUCAUCAGUCAGAAUUUCUGAUAAAUUCCCAACCAACCCUAAAGCUUUGGAGUCCAGAAAUGAUAAUGCAGUUAUACCGUUGCCCGUGAUCAAGUGGAAACCUUUGAUUCAUUCCCCUUCUAGAACUCCUGUGCUGGUGGGAUCUGAUGAGUUCGAUAAAUGCCUCAGUAAUGACAAGUUUUCUCAUGAAGAAUACAGUAAUGGUGCCCUUUCAGUCCUGCAGUAUCCCUACGAUAAUGGCUAUUUUUUGCCCUAUUACACACGAGAGAGGAACAGACGAAGCACUCAGAUCACUGUCAGGUUUUCUGAAAACAUGAACUACAAGAAUAUCCGUAAAAAAGAUCCAGUUUUACUUCUGCACUGGUGGAAAGAAAUAAUUAGCACCAUCUUAUUCUGCAUUGUGGCUACAACUUUUAUUGUGCGCAGACUUUUCCAUCCUAAUGCUCGUAAUCGACAGCGGAAGGAGUCUGAAACCCAGUGUCAGACAGACAGUAAAUAUGAACCUGUUGCUGGACAAACUAAAGAUAACAGCUUGGUUGACUUAAAGGACUCUGGAUAUGUGUCAAGAUAUCUAACAGAUUUUGAACCAAUUCAGUGUCUAGGUCGUGGAGGGUUUGGAGUAGUGUUUGAAGCCAGAAACAAAGUAGAUGAUUGUAACUAUGCUAUUAAAAGAAUUCGUCUACCAAAUAGGGAGCAGGCUCGUGAAAAGGUGAUGCGUGAAGUUAAAGCUUUAGCGAAACUUGAACACCCUUGUAUUGUUCGUUAUUUCAAUGCUUGGCUAGAAGCACCACCUGAGAGCUGGCAAGAAAGAAUGGACAAACUGUGGCUAAAAGAUGAAAGUAUUGAUUGGCCACUCAGUUCUCCCAGUCCAGUGGAAGUGCCAUCAUUUAAAAUUAGAACUGAGCCAUUCUCUGCAAAGGAACACAUUGAAGUUAUUGCUACAUCUGUAGAAAGGAAGACCUUGCUUUCUGUUGGGAUACCUUGUGGCCGAUCAGAUUCAUCAGAGAGCCAGUUUUCCCCACUGGAAUUUUCUGCCAUUGAUAAUGGAGACCUGAGCCAGGUGGCAGAUCCUGUGUUACACAUGCAAGACAGUUUCCUCGCUGACUAUGAUAUAGAUGGUAGUACUGUUGAUGAAAAUGAUCCUGGACACUCCUUUGAACUUUGUCUUCCAGCCAUGCCAACAGUAAGGGUGAGGGAGAGGACUUCUUCAUCUAUUGUUUUUGAAGACUCUGGUUGUGAUAAUACUUUAAGUAAAGAGGGUAACACCUAUGAUUCACUUCAUGAUAGCCACUGUGAGGAUAAAGCAACAAGCACAAAAGGAUCCAAUAAUAGGAUGUCAUCUUCAGCAAGUCCUUUGUCCACUUCUCCACCAAGACCAACAACCUUAAGCUUGGACUUUUCUAAGAACUCUGCACAGAAAGCGUUACCUACCACUCCAAAAGUGUACCUUUACAUCCAGAUGCAACUCUGUAGGAAGGAAAACCUUAAAGACUGGAUGAACAGGAGAUGUUCCAUAGAGGAGAGAGAAAGAACAGAGUGCCUGCUGAUAUUCCUACAGAUAGCUGAAGCGGUUCAGUUCCUGCACAGUAAAGGGUUAAUGCAUCGGGACCUUAAGCCUUCCAACAUAUUUUUCACAAUGGAUGACAUAGUAAAAGUUGGGGAUUUCGGGCUAGUGACUGCGAUGGACCAAGAUGAAGAGGAGGAAUCCGUUCUAACGCCAAUGCCAGCUUAUGACAGGCACACAGGGCAAGUUGGGACCAAGCUCUACAUGAGCCCAGAACAGGUCUAUGGAAAUGCUUAUUCACACAAAGUGGAUAUCUUCUCUCUGGGUCUGAUCUUGUUUGAGCUCCUUUACCCUUUCAGCACCCAAAUGGAAAGAGUGAGGACACUGAGUGAAGUCAGGAGCUUGGUUUUCCCUCCACUGUUCAUUCAGAAAUAUACACAGGAGUAUGCAAUGGUAAAGCACAUGCUCUCUCCAAGUCCCACGGAAAGACCAGAAGCUGCAGACAUUAUAGAAAACCCUUUAUUUGAAGACUUGGAAUUCCCAUCAAAACCAGUGCUCAGGCAGAGGUCACGGACAAUGAGUUCAUCUGGAAUUAAGUAUCAAAGAUAGCUCAGUAAAUAUUUUGGCACAACUAUUAUGAGCACACUGAAAGGACUCAACAGUAGCUAUUCAGCAAGAGAAUCUAACAUCAAGCAACAUCUUUGGAAUAUUAAUAUUCUGAGCUUUAUUUUCUCAUGUCAGAUUCAUUCACAAAAUUUACCAUUGUAUGAAGCUAAGCAUUUAAUGUUUUCUGUCCUCUUGAAGCAAAUGACUUUCACAUCAUAACUUGGCCUAUUUUGGUUCUCAUAAACAUUUUUGAGUUUGAAUCUUGUAAAUAUUUUCUAGGAAAUCGGAAAGGAUGCAUAUUAUGUAUAUAGAAUUAAAUUCUGUAUUUUUAUAGAACCAAUCAGUCUCUAACCCUGACAUAUAGGUCCUGAUUACAUUAAUUUAACAUAUGAAGAUGAUCUUAAAAGAAACUAAAAUAUAAAACCUCUUUAUUUUGUCCCUGGAGAAUAACUUGAACAAUGCAAAUUGUCGUCAGCCACUUUUAGAGCAAAUUGUGAUAUGUUUCUACACAGUACAGGGUUAUUGAAAAGCUGUUAGAAGAAGAUGGAAGAAGAUUUGGCAAAAAAAAUGGUUGGAUACAGGCUUGAAUUGCCACAGUAACAAAUGAAUCAUUUAUUCAUUUUUUUUGUAAUUCCUGGAAUGUAAUAUCUAAUGUAAUCUUCCAAGCUUGUAGUAAUCAAGUCUUAUGCAUUUCUUUGAUAGGAUGUUAUUGUUUAAUAACACCUUUUCUCACUGUUCUCACUGUAAAUAUGUUAAUUUUUAUUUAUAAAAUUGCAAGAUCAAUCCUUUUGGGUUGGUGGUGUACAGUAUGCACUUGGAACAAUUGUUAGGUGCAUUUAAUUACUGUGACUUCUUUCAAGUCUGAUUUAAUAAAAUCUUUUUAUUUA
This is a messenger RNA of Elgaria multicarinata webbii, 4045 nucleotides long. RefSeq names its product eukaryotic translation initiation factor 2 alpha kinase 3 (gene EIF2AK3). The coding region runs from base 312 to 3161 and encodes 949 amino acids. NCBI's taxonomy places the organism in Eukaryota, Metazoa, Chordata, Lepidosauria, Squamata, Anguidae. Gene Ontology annotation, cellular component: nucleus; cytoplasm. Gene Ontology annotation, molecular function: ATP binding; eukaryotic translation initiation factor 2alpha kinase activity. The record is from RefSeq and is a predicted model, not a curated record. The transcript has 17 exons. Gene Ontology annotation, biological process: eiF2alpha phosphorylation in response to endoplasmic reticulum stress.